AUGUCAUCUACUCAAUGUCGUUGUGCUGCUUGCCAUAUGCUUGGACAUAGCAGAAGUACUCAUAAGCAAUGUCUCAUGAACCCAAAGAAUAUUUCUCUCCACAUUCCUCAAAAGAGAACUAAUGUAGAUGAAUAUCCUGCAGAAAGUAGCCAAACUGCUGCCUUGAGAAUAAGAAGUGAGCCUGUCCAAGACCAAAAUUUGGACAUAGAAACAUUGACUUCUAUUUCAGUUUCUGAGUUGACUGAAUUUCCACUCGCAAAUGAGACUAUUACUGAAGUUCUUGAAGCAGUCAUGGAAGAAGAGAUUGAGGAGACUUCAUCCAAUGAAGAAGUGACUAGAAGAGAAGAAGAAGUCGAGGAGAUUUCAACUGUGAAUAGAGGAUCAAUUUUACCCCAUUGUCCUCACUGUAACGGAACUGAUCAUCACCAAAUUACAAGCAGAUUUUGUCCAAACAAUAACACUAUUUCAGAACCAGCAGUUGAUAACAGGGGAGAUAUGGAUAUCGAGUGUCGAUUUUGUGGGGCAAUGAUGUGGGCACAUGAAAAAAACAGUCGUUCUUCUUUAAGAAGCCCCACGUUCUCUAUGUGUUGUAACAAAGGAAAGCAUGUUCUCCCCCAAAUUGAGCCAACAUCUACAGGAAUUGCUGAGCUUUUGAACUAUAGAACACGUGAUGGAAAGUAG
This is a messenger RNA of Phycomyces blakesleeanus NRRL 1555(-), 681 nucleotides long. RefSeq lists its product as hypothetical. The coding region runs from base 1 to 681 and encodes 226 amino acids. NCBI's taxonomy places the organism in Eukaryota, Fungi, Mucoromycota, Mucoromycetes, Mucorales, Phycomycetaceae. The transcript has 3 exons. The record is from RefSeq and is a predicted model, not a curated record.